AUGGACCAAGCAAAAGAGAAGAAAAUGUCUACCCUCCGCUCCACAAUUACAAGUCUAGAGGCACAGCAAACACAGCUCGAAGCUGAACUCGCAUCCACAACCUCUCAGCUGAAGAAUGAUCCUGCUACUACGGUGCAGCGCCACAUCGAUCUCUUGCACGAGUACAACGAGAUCAAAGAUGUUGGCCAGGGAUUGAUGGGCAUUAUUGCAGAUGCGCGUGGCUUGAGGCAAGUGGAUGUGGAGAAAGAGUUUGGGGCUAGCGAGAAGGACUAG
This is a messenger RNA of Penicillium brevicompactum, 273 nucleotides long. RefSeq names its product SWI5/SAE3 family protein. The record is from RefSeq and is a predicted model, not a curated record. Lineage: Eukaryota; Fungi; Ascomycota; Eurotiomycetes; Eurotiales; Aspergillaceae. The transcript is spliced from 3 exons. Bases 1 to 273 code for a protein of 90 amino acids. Gene Ontology annotation, biological process: meiotic joint molecule formation; meiotic DNA recombinase assembly involved in reciprocal meiotic recombination; double-strand break repair via homologous recombination. Gene Ontology annotation, cellular component: Swi5-Swi2 complex; Swi5-Sfr1 complex.